Messenger RNA from Harmonia axyridis, 2833 nucleotides. It is a transcript of the gene Hyccin, whose product is annotated as hyccin. Lineage: Eukaryota; Metazoa; Arthropoda; Insecta; Coleoptera; Coccinellidae. The record is from RefSeq and is a predicted model, not a curated record. Gene Ontology annotation, cellular component: plasma membrane. The transcript is spliced from 6 exons. Gene Ontology annotation, biological process: protein localization to plasma membrane; phosphatidylinositol phosphate biosynthetic process. The coding region runs from base 218 to 1468 and encodes 416 amino acids.
UUUUAAUCGAAGUGACAAAUUGGCAGAUUAAAUUAUUUAAAUAUUUUGAUCAAGCAAAUUUUUCGUUUCUCAUCUCAACAUUUUCAUUCAUUUACAUUUUGAUUUAACGUAAUUCACAAAAUCACUUGUAUACUAUAAUAUAAUAGGAGUAUAUCAUCAAUCGACGUUAAUUAUUUGAUCAAAUUAAAUCUGAACUUUGAAAUUUAGACCCAAAACUAUGGCAGAUAUUUUAGUAAUGGAAUGGAUGGAAGAAUUCGAAGCCUUAACUGAAAGUGAAAUUCAUACAUAUUCAACAGAGCAAGAACACAAUCAUGAAAUAAUGAUAGCAUUAUUUGAUGUCCUUUCAGAACCAACCAAAUAUAAAUUAGAUAAUAUGUUGGAUGGAAUAUGUCGGCAAUUGUUAGACUUCUAUCGGUCUGGAGAAAAACAAUUAAAAAGAUUCACCCUGCAAUAUAUUCCAAUGUUAGUUUUUCUUCAUUUGAAUGACAAAAGUUUAUCUUCUGUACAAACACUUUUGGUGAGCCUGUAUAAUUUAGAGAUCAUUGAUGCGAAAGGUCUACCUAAAACAUUAUUUUUCCGACUGCCAAGUAUAGCUCAAUCUAGUAUUUACCAUGACGCUACAAAUUUGGAGCCUUCUUUUAUAGCUGAGAACUCGUUGAGGAGAUGGGAGGAUUGCAAUAACAAGUUAGUUAGCUGGGGGCCAUUGCCCCAAGUGGAAUGUUUAAAUGCUCAGAACAGACGUAGAGUUUUAACUGCACUUAUUUUUCUCUACAACCAGUAUCUGUCAAAUGCUCUUACACAGGGUAUAGAGUAUACCUGCAAAGGAAUCUCAAGACUGGUCACUCAGGGAUUUCAAGCGAACAAAUCAAGUAGAAAUUCGCUAAAUAGCGAUACGGAUAGUACAACGGGGCAGUCCGUCCUUCCCAACCGUAGAAUUCCGGUGACCAAUCAGUUUUUGGUGGAGUUGCUGAAUAUUGUUUAUAAUGCGAUGGAACGAGGUAUCAGUGGCGGGGUGAAAGCCCUUAAUGACAUAACGCAAAGGGCAGCCUACGAAGCAUACCCAGAUGUACUGUUAGCAGCCAAUUCUGUGAAAAACCUUCUUCAGUAUUCUCCAACAAUCAAUGCUGUAACACCCCGUGUUUCUCAUAGUCAAAGUGUAUCAAAAUCGAUGAUAACAAAUGCAUCGUUCAGAACAAAGAAAUUACCAGAUGACAUCCCCAUACAAGACGAUCAUCAUCAAGAUCCUCUAGAUUCGAUAACAGAAGAACAAGAAGAGACUGAAAAGUCUAAAUCUAAGGGCUCCGUUAGUGCUUUGAAAGGUCAUUUACCGAAACUGCCGGGGCUCAGUAAAAAGCAUAAAGAGAAGAACAAGCCGGCCGAAGUAGAAAUGACUGCGGCUAGUGGUGAUAUGUCUGAAUUCACUUCAAAUACAGAAUUUAACAAUACGGUGCAUGUAAGUGCAGUUUGACACUUAAGGUAGAAACAUUUUUUUUGUGAUAUUACUCAUUUCUCAGUCAUAAAUGUUGAGUAUAUAAUGAUGAUCAAUUAUCUUAGAUUAGAUAACUUUAUUUGGUGUUGUUUCAUUUUUAUAAGAAUCGAUGAAAGUUUAUUGUAUGUUGUUAAAAAAUGUAUUGAAAUUAUGACUAAUUUUAUUCUUUAAUUUGAUUUCACAAUCAACCAACUCAUGCAACAUUUGCCUCAAAUUCAAAUCAAAAAGAUUAGGUUUCGAAAUCACAUAUUUAAUAAAAGUAUUGUUACGUGAAUUCCAUUUAGUCUAAUUUUAAAUGAACUGAUUUUAUUUGCUCUUUUAGAGAUUAAUUUCUACUUUGAACUAAAAUCACACUUAUGUCUUUUCAAAUUAAUUUUUUUUAUUUUGAGAUUCGAUUCAUGAUUUGCAGCAAUAUUUCUCUCAAUUCAAAUGUAAAAACUCUUUAUGCCCUUGGAUAUUUUCAUGCACAACAGAAUCACAUAACUUAAACUCUUGUAGUUUUAAAUUUUAAUGAGAUAAGAUAACAUUUUUGCAGCAUAAUCACACAUGUGACACUUAUGUUCCUGAAAAUUGAGAUGUACAUAAUUUCUAUGAAAUUUAAAUUCCGAUUUCAUAUUUGUAGCAAAAUUACUGACAUGUAUGUCAUUUUAAAUUCGAAUGUAUGUUUCUGAAUACUUUUGAAGUGUAUAUUUCCAACUUGAAUUGAACACACCUAAAGCACAUGUAUAUUGUUGCAAAUUCAAAUAUAAAUAAUCUAUAUGUUUUUUCAGAUGAGAUUUUUAUGCGCACCAGAAUCACAUAACUUAAACUCUUGUAGUUUUAAAUUUUAAUGAGAUAGGAUAACAUUUUUGCAGCAUACUCACACAUGUGACACUUAUGUUCCUGAAAAUUGAGAUGUAGAUCAUUUCCAUGAAAUUUAAGUUCCGAUUUCAUAUUUGUAGCAAAAUUACGGACAUGUAUGUCAUUUUAAAUUUGAAUGUAUUGUUUCUGAAUACUUUUGAAGUGUAUAUUUCCAACUUGAAUUGAACACACCUAAAGCACAUGUAUAUUGUUGCAAAUUCAAAUAUAAAUGAUCUAUAUGGUUGUUACAAUGAGAUUCUUGAUGCGCAGCAAAAUCACAUGAGUGACACUUAUGUUGUUGAAAAUUGAAAUGUACAUAAUUUCUAUGAAGUCAAAUUGCAAUUUUAUAUUUGUAGCAUAAUUGCUGACAUGUAUAUUGUUUAAAAUCUGAAUGUAUUGUUUCUGAAUACUUUUGGAGUGUAUAUUUCCAAUUUUAAUUGAAAACACCUAAAACACAUGUAUAUUGUUUCAAAUUUAAAUAUAUAUUAUCUAUAUGGUUUUUCA